GCGGAAGGAUUUUUCUUUUCCCUUUCUGUUUCUUUCUUUUCAGUUUCUAUAUUUAUUCCAUCGUUGAACGUAAGCAAUACGUCAAUCAGAUAAACCGGACAAAAUCUGCUCUGUCCUGAUGAGAGAGACACCUAGUACGGAUACUCCGUACUGGCACUAGGUAUCUAAAAACCCAUUGAAGGCCUAGACAAGAUUCAAAUAUGGGGUUAAUUAGUGACUGGGCUGGUAUACCGUCUGACGAAGUAUAUCGGGCAUCUGUACUCACAGUCCAAUGGUUGACUUUCCGUUUUCUGUCCGUCAAGGUUGCAUUGGAACAUGUGACUGAGGGGUCACUGUACUACCUCCUACUUCCCUUCUUGAGGGCCAUGCUCGAUCGCUGUUUGUUAUCUCAAUCUACCGCGAAACCCCUCAAGUCUGGUUAAUAUCACGGCUUUGGUUCUAUAAAGUCUAGUCUUCACGUUGAAAUGCCCUCGACGAGUUCCGCCCGUGAUACAGGCCUCUUUCCAGGAUAAAAUGUCUGCGAUCGAUGACUCUAUCCCGAUGAAAAUCCCCAGGGUGGAUUUCUCUUCGUGGAACGACCACCAUGACAAAUCUACCCGGCUGCGAGUGGCACAAGAACUUGUCCAAGCUUGCCAAAGCGUCGGUUUUGUCUACAUAGUAAACCAUUCUCUGCCGGAAUCGGUCCUGGACGAGGCCUUCUCAUGGACUAAACGCCUCUUCGAUUUGCCCGCGGAGGUGAAAAUGAAAGCCCCUCAUCCGGAAGGCUGGGCUGUUCAUCGGGGGUACUCGCCUCCGGGGUUCGAAAAGGUCUCGCAGAACCUUAGCACCGGAGACGAUGAGGAAACAAAGCGGAAGGCGAGGGAGAUCCCAGAUGUCAAGGAGGUCUAUGAUAUCGGCAGUGAUGAGAACACCGAGCAGCCCAACCAGUGGAUUCCUGACGAACUGUUUCCUGGCUUCCGGGCCUUCAUGAACAAGUUCUAUUGGGAAUGUAAUAAGGUCGGCGACAGCGUACUCCGCGCCUUAGCCGUAGGCUUGAACUUGGACGACGAGUCCUAUUUGGCUAAGCAGCACUCGGGGCAUGAAAAUCAGAUUCGAUUGCUUCAUUAUAUGCCUAUCCCCGCUGAAGAGCUGGAAAAGGGGCAUGCCACUCGCUGCGGAGCACACACCGAUUGGAGCUCGAUUACGAUGCUAUUCCAAGAUGACUGUGGAGGACUAGAGGUGGAAGACAUCUCUCGACCGGGGACGUUCGUUCCCGUGGAACCUGUCAAAAACGCCAUUGUCAUGAAUGUUGGGGAUCUACUUCAGAGAUGGAGUAAUGGUAAGGCCCAGUUGCUCUUUUUGAGAGAGAACUGGCCAUAUCUAACCUUGAUAGACCGACUUCGUUCGACCAACCACCGAGUCCGGCUCCCACCACUCGCUGACCGAUUCGAGGGCCCCGAUCGAAUGACACGCGACCGAUACUCGAUUCCGUAUUUUAUGACGACUGAUCGGGAGACCGUCAUUGAGUGCAUACCGUCUUGUACGAACGAGAAUGAGCCCCCAAAGUACGACCCUAUCAAGCAGGUAGAUUACACCAGGAUGCGAGCUUCUAUGAUGUAUGAAAAGUGAUAUUUCCGUCCAUUGGGCCAAAGUGGUAUGGAGAGGGAAAUGAUAAUUUGGCUUC
Molecule: messenger RNA, 1663 nt
Organism: Aspergillus melleus
Lineage: Eukaryota; Fungi; Ascomycota; Eurotiomycetes; Eurotiales; Aspergillaceae
Product: isopenicillin N synthase family dioxygenase
Exons: 2
Coding region: 514-1608 (364 amino acids)
Molecular function (GO): dioxygenase activity
Source: RefSeq, a predicted model, not a curated record